Notothenia coriiceps (black rockcod) is the source of this 1506-nucleotide messenger RNA. Its product is annotated as NEDD8-like. Gene Ontology annotation, molecular function: protein binding. The record is from RefSeq and is a predicted model, not a curated record. The coding region runs from base 333 to 608 and encodes 91 amino acids. The transcript has 4 exons. NCBI's taxonomy places the organism in Eukaryota, Metazoa, Chordata, Actinopteri, Perciformes, Nototheniidae.
GCUUUUCGCCACGUUGGGUUAUGUCGUAACGUUUGUUUUAGGUAUUCAUUAAACAAAGUUGAGUUGUAAUGUGGGAGGUACUAACAUUAGUGUUGUAUAAUUUAGAAGGCUAAUGCUGUGACUUAUAGGCGACAAAUAAAGCAAAUACGACGACCGAAAUCAAGUUGAUGCGGAACUGUUGACAUUCAAACAAGAAGGAUGCGUCAUUCAGUGAAGAACACAGGAAACACCCAUUGACUUUUUAUGCUUUUUAGAAGGGAUAACGAGUUUCCUCCCAAAAAUACUUAUUGUCAUUAUUGCGUGAUCUCAUUCUGCUCCUGCUUAUUUACAAAAUGCUGAUUAAAGUAAAGACACUCACAGGCAAAGAGAUAGAGAUUGACAUUGAGCCCACAGAUAAGGUGGAGCGGAUUAAAGAAAGGGUGGAGGAGAAAGAAGGGAUCCCUCCACAGCAGCAGAGGUUGAUCUACAGUGGGAAACAGAUGAACGAUGAGAAAACAGCGGCAGAUUAUAAAAUCCAGGGAGGCUCCGUUCUCCAUCUGGUACUUGCUCUGCGAGGAGGACAGCUGCUACACUUCCCCAGAAACAUACAAUCGAAGAAUGCAUUGUAGUCAUUCCUUGGAAACCUGCUGUGCCUACAAUGAUCGGAUACACCUACACCAACACUACAUUUGUAGAAAGCGCCCAGGUUCUACUUGUGGCAAACACGUACUGACAGCCACAAUAUGUUGGCUGCAAACACAUCUGUAACAAUGGGGAGACACUCCACAUGUAAAAGGUGCCCUGGUUGAAAAGGCACAGUCAGAAUGAAACAAAGCUGUGGCUUAUUGCUGCAACAGAAAACUGUAACGUCACCCUCUUUCUGCAUGUAAGCACAAGUCUUUGUCCCACUGAUGACAAAACAAACAUAACAUAUACAGAUUCUCCAAGGAAACCCCGCCCCUGGAUUGCGGUUGUAUCCGGAACACAAACUAAGGUUGACUUUUUCAUCCAUGUUUUAUUAUGUUUGAAAUUGCCCCAACUCACUUUGCUUAAUUAUUAGAGGCUACUGGGUUUAUGAGCAUAUCUAAAUUCAUUUUCUUGAGUAAAGCACCCAUGUAGAUUAGUUAGAAGCUGGACUACAGCGUAGUUAGACCUUCCAGCACUAAUUCUAAAUCAUGUACCACCGAAUCCAUUCAGUUGGAUAAUGUUUUACAUCAUUUCAUGUGAAUUGUAUUUGUUAAGAAAACAUUUUUUUGUUGCCGAUUUGCACAUUGUUCUAUUGUAAAUGACAAGGAACGUACCAACUAUGGUGUUGUCUGACAAUGGGCCCAGUUUACAUGGAUAUUGUUAGGUUUGUGUGUUCAGAUAAGCAAUGUUUUGUUUCGGGAUUGCUGUGUCAGCGCCAUUAGACCCGACUACAGAAUCGAGUGACAAGGACCUACGCUGUGGAUUUCUUUUUCAGUAAAAUAAACUCUUUUGAAAGCUGAAAAUGCCUCACUUUUGCCAUUCUGUGUUCUUCAAUAAGUC